AUGCCCGGAUUUGUCUUGGAAGAACCGUUUCCUUUAGCUCGUUUCCACAACACUGUAGGCGAAGGUGAUGGAAAGCACUUUGUCGUUGGACUCAAUUCCUUGGAGAGCACACUGAACAACAACUCAUCUGAGCGUCUUGAUGAUGCUGAUUUGGUGGCCAUCACUGUUCAAGGCGAAGGCUUCAAGAUUUACAAUACGACCGAUCAAAAAUGCACCAAAUCCUGGAUUACACCACCAGGCAUCGCUUUUGUUGGACCUGCAACUCACAUUGACGGUGGCAGAGAUUCCAAUGCUGUUGAUUACACCUACGCUAUCGUUGCCUCAGGCCCUGAUGUAGCCAAGACAGAAGAGCGCAAGACAAUUUGGCUGUGGAAGAAUACAAAGACUGGCGAUAACGAGGAGAUUGACAAAACUGUCAAAUCUUUUGACGAGCACAUCAGCGCUAUUCAUGUUUCGCCAUCAUUGCACUCUCAUGUCAUCAUUGUCAGCGAAAGUGGAUCCAUUGAGUUAGCCACCAAAGAUUUGGAUCGUUUAACAGCCAAGCAAAAGGCACAAAAGAAUGGCAACGUGAUUUGGUCGACUGUGUUCGUGACCUCCAACGCACACGCUCGUCCCUGUUGCAUCCCAUCUUCCAUGGUGCCCUCCAUGUCCACCAUCGUUGUCACUGUCAGUCAUGUCGCUGGAUCCGAUGCUUACACCAUCAAACUCAACUAUGUCAAUGUCGAGAGAAGAAGCAUCGAUGUGCUCACCAGUAUCAAUGUCAAGUUGCCUGAAAAGCCUGUAGCAUUCACUUUGGAUCCUACUGAUGGUCGUUUUACCAUCUUGGGUGCUGCUGGAAACUGGACUGUGUGGCGCAUGCAAUUGAAGCAUAGCUCCUCAAAGAAGAUCUCUGGCUCCUUGAACGAACAUUUAUCCAUCCAAUUGAAUGGCUACAGAUUCCAAGACGAUACUUUGGGUAAUAUUGCGUCUGUCACACCUUUAUCUGACAGCUACGUGGCCAUGAUUGCACCACGCACAACCCAGAAGGGAGAUGUCGAGCAUGUAGUCAGUGUCUGGGAUGUCAAAUACGGCACUCUUCAAGCCGAGCAGUUUAUCAAAAUGACUGAAAAGAACACGUUCAACAAGAACAGCUGCGUCUACAACAUUGCUGUCUUGCCCAACUCUCAUUUGGCAGUUACUGUUUCCUCUAUUGUCACCAAAUCAACCAAAAAGAACACCAAGUCAUCCAAAAAGAUGGUAGACACCAAUUCUGUCGUCAUGUUAUGUCCCUACUAUAGCGAGCCUGUCUCCUUAAUGGCCGCCAUGGGUAAAAUGAAGCAAACGGUCGAAUUUAUGGGCAUCAACAAUGAAAUCAGCUCUGAGGAGAACAUUGGCUAUUCUCGUAGUGGUACUGAAACUGUCAGUCGAGAUUGCGCUUUCCAUCCUGACGAGGAUUCUGAUGCAGUCUAUGACAAAUGGGUGUCCAGAUUGGAGAAAUAUCAAAAGCAAGAAACCAACACCUUAUCCAAGUUGAUGGCUGAUGAUAUCUCAGGAGAGGAAUUCAGCAAGGUCUUUUUCGAGCAUGUUAAUGUGAGUACCAAGCCUGCUGGUGGUGACGCUCAUAUGAGUGAAGCUUCUUUGGAUCCUAUCGCAGCCAAGACAGAAGAAUACCGUCUAAUCAUGCAGACCAGAUUCAGCAACACAAGAAAGGCCGACAUGGAAUUAUCACAGUUCUUUACAUCCAAUGUCAUUACCAAAUGCUUUCAACAAGGCCAUGGCAAAUUCUGGCCUGUGGAUGUUAUACUAUUCUUGAUGUCAAGGUCAUUGCUUCGUAGCAAUUACUCUGAAAAGGGCAUCAUUAGUUCUUUCUUGGAGAGAAAAGAAUGGUCUCUUAUUCCUAUCGUAUUGGAGAAAGUACACGAUAUUCCAGAGAAUGAUUUGGUGACACUGAUCAAGGCUUUGAUUGCUUUAUACAACAACGAAGAUGGAUGGAAGACGCGAUUCAGCACAUACAUGAAGAUGGUUGUGGAUGCGCCCAGAAAUGAUAUCUUUCUACAACAAUCGCUUAAACGCAUUAACGCUCCUGAAUUACCCAUCAUUCUCGAGACAAUCGUCAAUUGGUUAAAGGACAAGUCUUCAAACUUGAGCAAACGUAGUAAUAUUGUGGAUUUUGCCAACAGUAUAUUAGAUAUCCACUUCCCUACACUUAUUUUGGAGCCUAAAUUACAAGAAAUCGCUCACACAUUACGGGAACUUGUUGCUGGUGAGAUUGAAGUGAUUGAUGAUUUAGAGCAAUUGAGAAAUAUCUUGGGAGCCUAUGAUCGCAAGAACAAGCAUGCCACUGCCAAGCGUAUGGAGAGACAAACAAGAGAGCAAGAUGCUCCUGUGGACGAACUGACCAAGUUCCGUAAGAAGAAUAAGGGCAAAUUUGGCGGAGAGCAAGGUAUACCAGUCUACAGAGUGGAGGUAUUCAGAUUUUAG
Molecule: messenger RNA, 2460 nt
Organism: Mucor velutinosus
Lineage: Eukaryota; Fungi; Mucoromycota; Mucoromycetes; Mucorales; Mucoraceae
Gene: rhp26
Product: DNA repair protein rhp26
Exons: 4
Coding region: 1-2460 (819 amino acids)
Biological process (GO): maturation of SSU-rRNA
Cellular component (GO): nucleolus
Molecular function (GO): protein binding; RNA binding
Source: RefSeq, a predicted model, not a curated record